UCUCACAUCUCAUUAUCAUCCUAAAGCUCAAAUCUUGAUAUACUUACAAGAUUCUAUAUCUAUCUUUCUUAAUGCCACCAUUAACAAACACCAUCAUAUAUCUAAUCUUUAUAUCUUUUCUUCUAAUUCCAACAAAAACAACAGCCAAUGACCAAUCUUUCAUCCAGAUUCUCAUAACCCAAAAUGGUCUUGAUUUCAUCAAGAAUUUGUUAAUAUCAAAAGCAGUCUCAUCACUCACACCCACAUCAAUAUCAGAUAUUGAAAAGGCUGUAAAGAUUCCUGUAAUUGGUAAAGUUGACAUCUUGCUGUCUGAUAUUGUUAUUAAUAAGGUUAAUGUUGGGUCAUCUGGUGUUAGACCAAGUGAAGGUGGUGUUUCUAUUGUCGGUUCGGAUUUUAGUUGUGAUUUGAGUGUGAAAUGGCAUUAUUCUUACGGUACUUGGGUUGGCCCGAUUUCGAUUUCUGAUAGUGGAACUGCUUCUGUUGAGGUUAAUGGCAUGGAAAUUGGUAUAGCUCUAGGUUUGGAUAAUCAAGACGGAUCAUUGAAACUUUCCAUGAUGGAAUGUAAUUGUCAAAUACAAGAUAUCUCCAUAAACCUAGAUGGAGGAGCAUCUUGGCUCUAUCAAGGAAUUGUGAAUGCUUUCAAAGAAGAAAUAGUAUCAGCAGUAGAAAAGGCAAUUACCAAGAAAUUGAAGACUGAAGUUUCAGAGCUUGGAUCUAUUCUACAAACUCUUCCCCGACAUAUUCCAGUGGAUGAUACUUCCUCAUUAAAUGUUACAUUGGUUAACAGCCCAUUCUUGAGUGACACUUCAUUAGGGUUCGAGAUAAAUGGGUUAUUCGUAGAGUCAAAAACUGACCCGCGUGCAUAUCACAACCAUUUGCAGCCACCACUCGCUUGCUCAGACCCUCCAAAAAUGGUUGGGAUUGCCCUAGAUGAAGCUGUCUUCAAAUCUGCAUCUGCUUUAUACUACGAUGCUACGUUUAUGCACUGGAUUGUUGAUAAAGUACCCGACCAAUCUCUUCUUAACACGGCUGGGUGGAGAUUUAUUGUUCCUCAACUCUACAAAAAGUACCCAAAUGCUGAUAUGAAUUUGGAUAUUUCUCUUUCUAAUCCUCCAGUUGUGCAAAUAUCAUCACAGAAAAUUGGUGCUACAGUUUAUGCAGAUUUGAUCAUAGAUGUUCUUAAAGGAGAUGAGACAAUCCCCGUUGCUUGUAUCUCAUUGGUAAUUGCUGGCACAGGUUCGGUACAAAUUAGCAGAAAUAACCUUACCGGUCAUUUGAAAAUGGAUGAUUUCACCAUGACGUUAAAGUGGAGCAAGAUUGGUACCUUGCACAUGUUUCUUAUUCAGCCAGUGAUUUGGACUAUGAUUGAAACUGUUUUCAUACCAUAUGUGAAUGCACGACUUGGGACAGGGUUCCCUUUGCCUAUAAUACACGGGUUUUUGCUUGAAAAUGCUGAGAUAAUAUCCUCGGAUUCUAGAAUCACGGUGUGCAGUGAUGUUAGCUACGAGGAAUCUGUUGAUAGCAGCCAAACUGGAUUUUACACGUCGUAGUUGUACAAUAUUGUAUAGUCUGUACAGUUUUAACUUUUGUUAUUUGUUCUUGAGUUAUAUAUUAUCUCACCCAAUUGAGCAUCCAAUAAAAGCAUAAGAUGCACGAAACCUUUAAUUA
Molecule: messenger RNA, 1668 nt
Organism: Erigeron canadensis
Lineage: Eukaryota; Viridiplantae; Streptophyta; Magnoliopsida; Asterales; Asteraceae
Product: putative BPI/LBP family protein At1g04970
Exons: 6
Coding region: 72-1550 (492 amino acids)
Molecular function (GO): lipid binding
Source: RefSeq, a predicted model, not a curated record